GAAAAUGCUCCAGAGAUGGCAAUUGACCCUCUUCAGGAUCCCCCUGUUCUUGUGGUUGCCCCAAUUUCUGUUUGUGAGUCAAACAAAGUUUUGGUCCCAGAGAAGGGAGAUGUUCCCUCUCAGACUAGUGUUGUUGGUAACAAUGGAGGAAGACGGAGUAAAAGGCUUAGAACGAGAUCUACCAAGUUAGAUGGUCGGUUUCAGUUUGAUAAGAAAACGAAGCUUUUGGUAGGACACCCUUCUCCCAUCGCCAAUACUAGUGGAUGCUUAGAUCCCGAAGAGCGUUUUAACCGUUCCUUGAAAAAACUGAAAGCGAUAAGCUCUAUUUCUUUAGGCCCCGAUGUUUCUAUUAGCAGCAAGGAUGUCCUUGAGUUAAUUGAGAGGAAAAAACCUUUGGCGAACAAGGUCAUGGACGCCCUGUUAAAAUUCAGCAGGCACAUUCUCCGUACACACGAGGUGGAUUGCGGAAAACUUCAUGUUGAUGUGCUUGAUACCAAGUUUAUCUCUCAAUUGUGCCGCCUAUAUCCUAAGUUCACCAAAGCCCCUGUUCCUCAAGAUUUCCAGUUUCCUACAGCCUUGGUUGAUGUUGUUGCUGGUGUUGGGGAGCUGGACCGUGCUGAGCUGUUUACUGAAGUUGACUACCUUUAUCUGCCAUUCAACUUUGACAAAAAACAUUGGGUUUCCUUAUGUGUUGAUCUUAAUUGCGCCAAGAUUACUGUUCUCGAUUCUAAUGUUCAUUUGCGUACGGAUGCUAGCAUCAAGGCGGAUAUCGAGCCUCUCUCUAAAAUGCUUCCUAUUCUCUUCAGACAGGCGGCAUCUAAUCCAAUAAUGAGCCAGCUCUUACCUACUCCAUUUUCAGUUGAAAGGUCUCUUUGCAUCCCGUAGGUUACCUCUCAUGUUGAUGUCGGCUUGAUGAUUAUCUUUCUCAUUCAUGCGCAUGCUGCUGGUGGUAUGGAUGAUUGUGCUGAAUUUCUUCCCGAAUUCAUCGAAGCUGAAACCAAAAAACUUGUCUCUGCUAUCAUUCUCGCUGCUGUCCCGUAGUUCUCCCCUUGUUUUGUUUUAGUAUGUACUAUGUUCUUUUCAUAUAAUAUUUCCCAUGUUCUAUUCCAUAUUUGUUAGUACUCUCUAUUGUCCUUUAUAUUGAACUUACUUCGUUUCGGAUCA
Arabidopsis lyrata subsp. lyrata is the source of this 1164-nucleotide messenger RNA. RefSeq lists its product as uncharacterized. Gene Ontology annotation, biological process: proteolysis. The transcript is spliced from 5 exons. The coding region runs from base 16 to 885 and encodes 289 amino acids. Lineage: Eukaryota; Viridiplantae; Streptophyta; Magnoliopsida; Brassicales; Brassicaceae. The record is from RefSeq and is a predicted model, not a curated record. Gene Ontology annotation, molecular function: cysteine-type peptidase activity.